Molecule: messenger RNA, 787 nt
Organism: Plectropomus leopardus (leopard coralgrouper)
Lineage: Eukaryota; Metazoa; Chordata; Actinopteri; Perciformes; Serranidae
Source: RefSeq, a predicted model, not a curated record
UCACCUCUACCUGCUGCUGAUAAAGGUGUUUAACACAUACUUCAAACACUACCUGGUCAGACUGUCUCUGGCUGGAUGGGGGAUCCCUGGUGUAAUCGUGGCGAUCUCUUUGGGAGUGAAGGAUUUCAAACAGUUUUAUGGAGUUACACAAAUGACCAUGGCUGAUACGAACCAAACUAAUGCCAUCUGCUGGAUCACAGAUGACUCUUUCUUCUACUCAUUGAACCUGGUGUAUUUCGCCCUCAUAUUCAUCUUCAACUCUGGCAUCUUGGUGGCAGUGGCUUCUAACAUCUGCAGGAUGAGACAAGUGUUCAGGAACAACUCGAAGUUUGGAGCAGAGGCUGAGGGAACGAAAUGGAAAGACUCUGAGAGGUUUAACGAGUCCUGCAAGAGUGGCCUUACUGUGAUUGGUCUCACCUGCCUGAUGGGGACCACCUGGGGCCUGGCCUUCCUGGGCUCAGGAUAUAUCAACUACCCCAUCCUCUACCUCUUCUGCAUCCUCAACUCCACACAAGGUUUCUUUAUUUUCCUGUGGAUCUGCCUGUCAGCCAAGAAGCAGAGGAAGAGAAACAUGGAGGACAGACUGACUUCAACACCUGUGAAGACUUCAGGAGUCAAAUUUGAUUAGACCCCCCUCUCCUGCCUUUGGUCCUGGUGAGAAAGCUGUGAUAGCAUAGUUGCGCUGGUAAUCCCCUGCGUGUAACCACAGAAUCUACUGCAUGUAACCCUCCUCACAUGUUAGGUUAAACAUUUCUUAAAAUGUUAACAUUGUCCUUUGUAACUUUAU